Chlamydomonas reinhardtii is the source of this 1643-nucleotide messenger RNA. RefSeq lists its product as uncharacterized. The transcript has 6 exons. The coding region runs from base 287 to 940 and encodes 217 amino acids. Lineage: Eukaryota; Viridiplantae; Chlorophyta; Chlorophyceae; Chlamydomonadales; Chlamydomonadaceae. The record is from RefSeq and is a predicted model, not a curated record.
GCUUUCAAGAACAAUUACAUACUGUGAAUGUGAGAAGUCCAUAAGGCUAAACGGAAUAAAGAGUUAAGCGCUGUGGACCGAGAACAAGAAUUACUAGGCGGUCCCAAUUCGGGCCGCUUGGGCGUGACCAGAACCUCACUCGAGGCCCUCUGCGCAUUGCGCCUUAAGCAAGACACUGAUUGUUUCUGCCAUACCGGUGUUUUGUUUCUCGGACAGUGUAGAUUACACAGGAAGUGAACCCCGCUGAACCCUAAGAUCUGUCCUUCUCUAGGAGCCGGUGGUAGACAUGAGAACCAUUCGCGAAACCCUUCUUUCUGUCAAGGGAGAAAAUGAAACCUCCAUCCAGCCGAUUUUGAAGGCUCUCUCCGCGCUCGGCUUCCAUGAGCAUGACCAGGCCGGUAAGGCCUUCAGCCUGCUAAAAGCAGAAAGAGCGGCAGGCCUCAAUGUUCGGCAGCAGUUGGCGCUAACAGCUGCCAUUCAAGCUGUGGCGGCUAGCCUGGGCGACGCGGGGAGCGCGACAACAGCUGGUGGCGUUGGAGGUGGCGGCACGGCGGCUCUGGAGAAGGGCGCCAGCGGCGGACAAGGGCUGCUGUCUCUGGCAGUGGGCGGCCCACUCCUGCUGCUGGUGCUGGUGGUUGAUCGCGGUGUGGGCAGGUUUAGCGAGGCCGUGGAGUGCGUGAAGGCGUUCAUAGCGCACAACGACCCGCAGCUGGCGGUCACUUAUAAAACCAUCCGCGGACUCGGGUUCGUGGGUAGCAUUGGCAUGGGCGCGGCGGCGGCGGUUGGCGUGUGCCUCAAGCGCCUGAACGUGCGCCCUGGCCGGCCCCGCGUGCUGCGCCCGGUGCACCCUAAGCUGGACACGACAGGCUCGGGGCAGGGCCCGGAGCAGCACUCAAGCCUGGCUCCUGCAUCGCCCGCAAUGUCAGACUCCGGCGCUUGAAGUGCUGGCACAAGCGCCCGCCACCGGACCAAGUAGAUGUGUCUCAAGACCAGUAGCUGCGGACUGUACGGCGGCGCGCAUGAGGUAUUAGGGCGUUCGGGCGCAGCAGGGGAGCACGGAGAUUGAGGCAGACAAUGAGGUAGAUGAGGUGGCCGGGGCCAGAGCAUGGUGUCGUACAUCCCAGUGGCGCAUGGCAAAGCAUACACGUUUGCGGCGCAUGCCUACAAUAGCAGCUGCCAACUCGUUGUUGUUUGGCAAAAAUUCGCACAUAUAUGACAGCUGGCCUAGUUGAGGAAGGGGCUGGCAACACUAUCAAAAUGCGCAGAACCGGCACGGGUCGUAGCUGGGCUAUUGGCCAUAUCACCGCAACAACUGUCUGACAUGCGCCAUGAUGGUUAUGGUACAAGAGUGCUCCCGGGCGUUAUGUUAAGUUGCAUGUCCCAACACGGUCAAAAGUUGGUCCCCGUGUGUCCCAUUCGCACCAGUGUUGGCCGACACCGGCGCUAGUGGGGACGGCCAAGAGAUAGCUGGGUAGCAGCUGCUUAAUGCUGCGGCUGCUUGUGGCGGAAGCAGGCUUAGGCAGGCUUUGCCCGGGAAGGUUGCCCAUCCUUCCGGCCGUUUGGACUAAGUUAUCACGCACGCGGAUCGAGGAUGGUGAGUUGAGUCGACACAGAUUGAUAACAGUCUGUAAGCUUGCGCUAGC